ACAGGUGUCUCGCGUUUGAAUCGAGCGCUUCGCAGAGUCCCGUUAAUUUAUUUUAACUGAAUCGAACUUUCUAAAGAGAUACCUGUCGUGGUCUCACAUGGCCUACUCCAUUCAGUAUUCCCCCGUUCGCCAUCCGACUACAACCGAUUAAAAAUCGCGCAAAAUGAAGGAAAAAGGUUGAUUUUCGCGAAUGUGUGAAAAUCCGUGUGAACCCCAGUGUCAGUGCGGGAAAAUGUGAGUGGUUUGGGAGAUUUCAACGCACGAUCAAGCGAAAAAUGUAGACUACAUACCAAGUGAAGUGACUUAAAAUUGAUAAACAAUGUUUUGGAAUCGUUGCUUUGUUCUAAUUUCUUUCACCUGGAUCGUCGGAGUAGAAUGCCAACUCAGCGACAACACUCCUCCCACCAUGUGGUUAGACCGGAACUGGCAAAUUCCCGAAUCGGAACCUGUGGGAAGCAAAAUAAUCCAGGCGCACGGUAGAGACAAUGAGGGAGGGCGCGUUAUUUACGGCCUAGAGCCCCUCCAGUCUUUAGGGAACGAAAAACCAACCGAGAAACUACCUUUCCGGAUAGAUCCUUACACGGGAAUCGUCUACUUGAACGAAUCCUUGCAAGGACGAGGAGGUCAGAACGUGCGGCUGUAUGUCACAGCGUCUGAUGGCGAACUAGCGGCCAAGUUUGAGGUUUUUGUCAACAUUUUGAAGGAUUCGGACCCGAAUUCGAGCCUUAAUUUCCCGGGAAGUAAACAAAAUGGGUUGGUACCGCCGCCUUUUCUCACUAUUCCGAAUUUUAACCAACGUCCGAAAAGCCCCACAACGGCUACGUCAAGACAACCGCACUUUCAACCAAAACCAAACGUUACGACCCUUCUAAGACCGAUUAAAAUCGAACCAGUUAAAAAUGAAAUUGAUGAAAAAGAGGAAGCAACGACGAGGAAAAUCACUAAGACGACACCGACAGUUCAACCCCUUAAUAAAACUAUAGACCAAGCGGUUAAAACACCACCUGAUUUGGCCGUUACUGUUGUACCAAUUAUCUCAGUUUGUGCUGUGUUUCUCAUGGUUGGCAUCAUUGCCAUAGUUUUUAGGAAGAAAAUACAUUUAGGGAAACCCAAAAGUUCCAAAGACGAUAUUAGGAAACCAUCUUCAGGUGCAAUUGUUCUACCAGAAGACACAACUAUUGGUAUGCAACAAUGGAGAGGACCCACAGCUUUCAACAAUCGCUACGAACUGUGGGAACGUGAAGUAAACCGUUCACAGGCCAGUCAUCAAAUUUCCGCCCCAAUCAAGGACUCCGACCACUGGGAGUUCCCCCGACACCGUUUGAAAUUUUUCAAUAUAUUGGGCGAGGGAGCAUUCGGCCAAGUGUGGAAAUGCGAAGCUUCCGAUAUUGACGGUAAGGAGGGCGUUUCCGUGGUAGCGGUGAAAACCCUGAAAGAGAACGCGAACGAGAAGGAGAAAUCAGAUUUGCUUUCGGAGCUUCGCGUGAUGAAAAUGCUGGAAACUCAUCCAAAUGUCGUGCGACUUUUGGGCUGUUGUACGGACAAAGAGCCGAUAUUUUUGAUUAUGGAAUAUAUCAGUAAAGGCAAACUGCAAAGUUAUUUACGAAAUUCACGAGCAGAGAGGUAUUACAACAACAUGCACGGCCAAAGCAAAUCGCUAACGUCGAGGGAUCUCACAUCUUUUGUGUAUCAGGUCGCCAAGGGAAUGGAAUUUCUGUCCGCUAAUGGGAUAAUCCAUCGGGACCUUGCCGCCCGCAACAUCCUCAUUACGGAGGAGCAUACGUGCAAAGUGGCCGACUUUGGCUUUGCUAGAGACGUUAUAGUCUCACACGUUUACGAAAGAAAGAGCGAAGGAAGACUCCCGAUCCGGUGGAUGGCCCCUGAGUCACUUUACGAUAACAUUUUUUCGGUCAAGUCGGACGUGUGGAGCUUCGGGGUGCUAAUUUGGGAGGUGGUAACACUGGGCAGCACCCCCUACCCGGGGCUAUCCGCCGCCGAAGUCAUGAAAAAGGUCCGAGAUGGCUACAGAUUGGACAAGCCGGAGCACUGCCGUCGUGAACUUUACAACAUAAUGUAUUAUUGUUGGGACAAAGACCCGAAACAGCGGCCGUCGUUUGGAGAAUGCGUCCAGCUGCUCGAGAAGCUUCUAAUGACAGAAACCGAUUAUAUCGAAUUAGAACGCUUCCCUGAUCAUUCCUAUUACAACAUGAUGAGUUUGAGUGGCGAAAAACUCUAACGUUUGCACAAAGUUUUGUUGUUAUAAGUUAAGCUCACUCCCAGUGGUUGUUACAAAGAAAUAACCAAAGUUAUGACAAACAGUUUUUCACGCGGUUUAAAUUAUUUAUGGUAGCUUUAGUGACAAGACUGUAAGUUAGUUAAGUUCGAGUUAGUUUAAUUGUAAUUGUGUGCUCCAACUUUAUUAUUGUAUUAAUCCUGAGAAGGGCACUUUCAGCCCAAUUAAAGUGAUGCGAACAAAGAAGGGCGGUAAGUACCUGCAAGUCCGGUGUCGUUAACUUAACUCACUAAAUUAUAAUUUUUAUUUUAUUACAUUGUGCAAUAAAAACGAAAACAUUUAAA
Tribolium castaneum (red flour beetle) is the source of this 2577-nucleotide messenger RNA. RefSeq names its product Cadherin 96Ca (gene Cad96Ca). Gene Ontology annotation, cellular component: signaling receptor complex; plasma membrane. NCBI's taxonomy places the organism in Eukaryota, Metazoa, Arthropoda, Insecta, Coleoptera, Tenebrionidae. Gene Ontology annotation, biological process: multicellular organism development; homophilic cell-cell adhesion; protein phosphorylation. Gene Ontology annotation, molecular function: ATP binding; calcium ion binding; transmembrane receptor protein tyrosine kinase activity. The record is from RefSeq and is a predicted model, not a curated record. The transcript is spliced from 8 exons. The coding region runs from base 320 to 2236 and encodes 638 amino acids.